AUGUAUUUUCUUUCUCGUUAUUUUUCAUUUUCGAUAUUCCUUUUUGUUUUUUCUUUCUUUCCUUAUUGUUUUUCGUUCUAUUCCAUUUUCGUUUCUUUACUUUUUUUAUUACCCUUUUCCUCUUUCAUUCGUUCGAUUAUCUAUAAGCUUCUUUCCUUUUAUAAUCUUUCUUUUUUUUUAUUUUACGGUCUUCUAAAAAUAUAUUUCGUUUUUCUUUUCUUUGUUUUUUUUUUCACUUCCGUUCAUUUCAUUGACUUUCUCCAUGUCUAUCUAUCUAUAUUUCGAUUUGUUUUUCUCUGUCUGUCUAUUUGUUUUGAUCGCCGUCUUUUUUUCUCGUUUUUCUGUCUUUUUUUUUUUUAUAUUGUCUUUAUUUCCGACUUUUUUUCCAUCUUUCUUUCUGUUCUUUAUUUCGUCUUUCUUUUUCUCUCUACCUGUCUGUCUAUCUGUCUUUCUUUCUGUCUGUCUGUCUGUCUCUCUCUCUCUCUCUGUUUCUGUAUGUCUUUUCCCUGUCUUUCUGUGGUUCUUUUUUUAUUUUGUCUUCUUUGUUUCUUUUUUCCUUCUUCCUUUCUGUUCUUUGUUUCGUCUUUCUUUUUCUCCCUACCUGUCUAUCUGUCUUUCUUUCUGUCUCUUUCUGUCUUUCUUUCUCUCUCUCUCUCUCUCUCUCUCUCUCUCUCUCUCUCUCUCUCUCUCUCUCUCUCUCUGUUUCUGUAUGUCUUUUCUCUGUCUUUCUGUGGUUCUUUUUUUUUUUCUUCUUUGUUUUUUUUUUCCUUCUUCCUUUCUGUUCUUUGUUUCGUCUUUUUCUUUUUCUCCCUACCUGUCUAUCUGUCUUUCUUUCUGUCUCUUUCUGUCUUUCUUUCUCUCUCUCUCUCUCUUUCUCUCUCUCUCUCUCUCUCUCUGUUUCUGUAUGUCUUUUCUCUGUCUUUCUGUGGUUCUUUUUUUAUUUUGUCUUUGUUUUUUUUUUUCCUUCUUCCUUUCUGUUCUUUGUUUUCGUCUUUCUUUUUCUCCCUACCUGUCUAUCUGUCUUUCUUUCUGUCUCUUUCUGUCUUUCUUUCUCUCUCUCUUUCUCUCUCUCUCUCUCUCUCUCUCUCUCUCUCUCUCUCUCUCUGUUUCUGUAUGUCUUUUCUCUGUCUUUCUGUGGUUCUUUUUUUUUUAUUUUGUCUUUGUUUUUUUCCUUCUUCCUUUCUGUUCUUUUGUUUCGUCUUUUUUUUCUCCCUACCUGUCUAUCUGUCUUUCUUUCUGUCUCUUUCUGUCUUUCUUUCUCACUCUCUCUCUCUUUCUCACUCUCUCUCUCUCUCUCUCUCUCUCUGUUUCUGUAUGUCUUUUUUCUCUGUCUUUCUGUGGUUUUUUUUUUAUUUUGUCUUUGUUUUCUUUUUUUCCUUCUUCCUUUCUGUUCUUUGUUUCGUCUUUCUUUUUUCUCCCUACCUGUCUAUCUGUCUUUCUUUUCUGUCUCUGUCUUUCUUGUCUUUCUCUUCUCCUCUCUCUCUCUUUCUCUCUCUCUCUCUCUCUCUCUCUCUCUGUUUCUGUAUGUCUUUUCUCUGUCUUUCUGUGGUUCUUUUUUUAUUUUGUCUUUGUUUCUUUUUUCCUUCUUCCUUUCUGUUCUUUGUUUCGUCUUUCUUUUUCUCCCUACCUGUCUAUCUGUCUUUCUUUCUGUCUCUUUCUGUCUUUCUUUCUCUCUCUCUCUCUCUCUCUCUCUCUCUCUCUCUCUCUCUCUCUCUCUCUCUCUCUCUCUCUGUUUCUGUAUGUCUUUUCUCUGUCUUUCUGUGGUUCUUUUUUUAUUUUGUCUUUGUUUCUUUUUUCCUUCUUCCUUUCUGUUCUUUGUUUCGUCUUUUCUUUUUUCUCAUACUUUUCUAUCUGUUUGUCUUUCUGUCUCUUUCUGUAUUUUUUCUCUCAAUUUCUGUCUGUAUUUUGGUCUGUCUUUCUGUCUUUCUUUUUUAUUUUGUCUUUAAUUCCGUCUUUUUUUUUCGUCUUUUUUUCCUUCUUUCUUUCUGUCUUUUAUUCCGUCUUUUUUUUUUCUUUCUACCUGUCGGUCUAUCCAUCAUUUUGUUUCUUUCUGUUUUUCUAUCUCUCUCUUUCUGUCUGUCUGUCUGUCUUUCUGCCUGUCUUUCUUUCUUUAAUUUGUCUUUCUUGCCGUCUUUCUUUCCUUCUUUCUUUCUGUCCAUCUGCCUUUCUUUCUAUCUGUUUCUCCGUCUGUUUAUCUUCCUGCCUUUGUUUAUUUAUGUCUUCCUUGUUUAUUUGUCUUUCUCUCUCUCUCUCUCUCUCUCUCUCUCUCUCUCUUUGUGUCUUUCUCUUUCUUAUCGUUAUCAUCCUAUUCUCAUCAUGUUUCCGCCAUUUUUCCCAUUAUCUCUUUCGGGUGGUCUCAAUUAUUUCUUCACUUUCUUUUUGUAA
Messenger RNA from Acanthosepion pharaonis, 2385 nucleotides. NCBI's taxonomy places the organism in Eukaryota, Metazoa, Mollusca, Cephalopoda, Sepiida, Sepiidae. The record is from the annotation of a GenBank genome assembly.